Molecule: messenger RNA, 400 nt
Organism: Geodia barretti
Lineage: Eukaryota; Metazoa; Porifera; Demospongiae; Tetractinellida; Geodiidae
Source: the annotation of a GenBank genome assembly
GCUAUAACUUCUUUUCAUUAUCAUUUUGAUACUAAUAUCAAUCAAGUACAUUACUGGCUGGAUGAUAUUCAAUGUACUGGACAAGAAAACUGCUUAAUGGACUGUGAGCAUGAACGACUGGGUGUUCACAACUGUGCGCAGCAUGAGAUAGCGGCUGUCAUGUGCAACGGCACCGAGCAAGUUUACACCGUGAACACCCUACCCGCUGCGGGACAGCACAUGGUCCAUUCAACUGGUCCUCAACAAAUAGAUUAUGCAUAGAGCUGUUGCUUACAGUGAAGUCGAGAGAUAUCUCUGCAUGGCUGAUGUAUUUGAUCUUGAAGCAAUGAAUGAUCACCGUGGAGUCGCAUACUGGACGAAAAGCCACAGAAAGGUAUGAUUGGGGAAUCAAUGAUGAUGC